Vitis riparia (riverbank grape) is the source of this 886-nucleotide messenger RNA. Its product is annotated as N-alpha-acetyltransferase MAK3-like. The coding region runs from base 66 to 680 and encodes 204 amino acids. Gene Ontology annotation, cellular component: NatC complex. Gene Ontology annotation, biological process: N-terminal peptidyl-methionine acetylation. The transcript is spliced from 4 exons. NCBI's taxonomy places the organism in Eukaryota, Viridiplantae, Streptophyta, Magnoliopsida, Vitales, Vitaceae. The record is from RefSeq and is a predicted model, not a curated record. Gene Ontology annotation, molecular function: protein-N-terminal amino-acid acetyltransferase activity.
UGUCCUCUUCUCCCCAAAACCCACUUCGUCUCAGCGCCCAAAAUCAUCAGGGUUGAGAAGAGGGAAUGGAGACGAGGAGUGAAGAGGAAGGAAGCAGAGUAGAAUUGAUUGAUGCCUCUGAGAUAGAGUACGUGAGCUAUGGAGGCGAACAUCACCUACCCCUUGUCAUGCACCUGGUCGAUCAAGAACUCAGCGAACCCUACUCAAUUUUCACCUACAGAUACUUCGUCUACCUCUGGCCUCACCUCUCUUUCCUGGCUUUCCACAAGGGUAAAUGUGUAGGAACCGUAGUCUGUAAGAUGGGAGAGCAUCGGAAUACAUUCAGAGGUUACAUAGCGAUGUUGGUGGUGAUCAAGCCUUACAGAGGCAGAGGCAUUGCCACUGAACUUGUUACCAGAUCUAUUAAAGUGAUGAUGGAAUCAGGGUGCGAAGAGGUAACAUUGGAAGCAGAAGUUACAAAUAAAGGAGCACUUGCAUUAUAUGGGCGUCUUGGCUUUAUCAGGGCAAAACGGCUCUUUCGCUACUAUUUGAAUGGAGUUGAUGCUUUUCGGCUAAAGCUGCUAUUACCCCGCCCAGAGUUACACCCAUCCCUGCCUAUGAUGGCGGAUAGAGAUGAACCCCACACACAUGAUGAUCACAUACCACCUGAAGAAAGCUCUGAGCUCUAUAGAGGCUUGUAACUUGGUUUUCAGUUAUAAUGGCAUUUUUUCUUUCCCUCUUUUUAGCCGUAAGGUGGGAUUCAACCAUAUCUUUUGCAUGGUUUUGGCAUUAUAUGUAAUGUUUCAUUACUGAUAAAGUUGUUUGUUGUAUCCCUAGAUUCAUGAAAGCAGUCACAAUAACGUUCAUUUUUAAUACAAUUCCUCUUGUUUGAUCUUCUAUAGUUUUU